GCUCCUCGCUUCCGCAAACACAAUGAUCGUUUUAAUGCUGUUGGCUGCACUUCUUUGGGGUGUGACGAAUCCUCUCCUAAAACACUACAGCAAAGGCAUGACGAGUAGCGGAUCUGCGAGAGAUGACCUUGUCUUCUUUCUUCGCCGUCCUAAGUAUUUGGUGACGCAAGCUGUCAAUCUAAGCGGGUCCGUAGCGUUUUUCUGUUCACUUCGCGAGGUAGACGUCUCUGUAGGUUCCAUAGUAGUGAACUCGCUGGCUUUUGUGAUAACCGUCCUCAUGAGUGUUUUCGUGUUGCGCGAAGGCCCUCUGCGCCCGCGCACUGCUGCUGGCUGUCUCUUGGUACUGGUCGGCACAGCUCUCUGUACACAUUCGAGUUCGCAUUAAACUGUUGUAUGCAAGGCUCAUCUUCAAUGUACGCAAAAUAAUGACGCAAAAAGAGUUGAAUACUGUUGCGAUGGGCAUGCUUUUCAAAAAGAAAAAAAGCUGGCAACACUUGGAAUAUCCAGAAUAACAUCCUUUGUUUGAUUCAGAAUUUCUCACGGCGACCACUAGGUGCUAGUCGACAAUUCCACCAGUUUUGCAGUUGGCUCUCUCCUUUUUCUGUGCAUUUUUCAGCAAGUUUUCUCUUUGUCUUCUCCACCUCUUUCGCCCUCUGCGUAAAUGUUAUGAAGCUUACGCAUCCAGACGCUUCCAUCUUUAAACACCGUUCCAGUUUUCUUUUUCCACCAGCGGUUUUCUUUUCCUUUGCAAUGAAAUCUCUCUUCGUUUUUGUGCAGGCUGUGCUGCUGCUGUGCCUCCCCGCCGUGGUACUUGGAGCUCCAGAUUUAAAGCUCGUCAUGGUUCAGUUGCUCCAUCGGCACGGUGCGCGCACAGCAGAGGCAUCGUACAACAAGACGCAGAUCUGCGGCGACACACCGUGCGGUUAUAUGACAUGGCCUGGUUUUAAAAUGCUUAACAAUACCGCUAGUUUCCUGCGCAACCGGUACAACACUGACCCAACUGUGGUGACAGAGCCAAUGUUCCCUUCCCUGGAUUAUGAUCUGGACGUUGCCUACAGCCGAUCAACGGACGUACUGCGCACCUUGCAGAGCGCAGAGUCGUUCCUACGUGGAUUCUUUCCCAACCUGACGUCGCUCUACCCUGCAAUCCACACCAUGCCCGAGAACGACGACUACCUGCUCUACACCAACUACGCCCCGCAAUACAAAUUCUAUUACAAUCUCGACUACAAGGGUCUUUUGGCGGUGUGUAAUCCUGCCACGGACAAGAACUUCCCCGACUUCAAAACGCUCACUGAUAUUGGCAAAGAGGUUUACAGUGAAGGGUAUUGCAACACGUUCGAGGCGCGCUGCAACUGCGCUUUUUCAUUGUUCGACAUCGCCAUGCAAAUGGAGGCACUCGGAGAGAUGGACAACUAUCCUCUUCUGAAGGCCAACCGAGACGGGCUGGCCGAUAUUGCGCGCACACACUACAGCCGCCAGUACGCGUAUAAUCGCACCAACACGCGGUGCCUGAUGCAAGGCAGUGCUGGUCAGCCCAUCUUGCAGGAGUUCGUCACCAACAUCAACACCGCCAUCACCGCGAAGCUGGCAGGCACGACAACGUAUAAACUGUUCCACUACAGCGCGCAUGACACCACUCUUUCACGCAUUGCGUGCUCGCUGCAGGACAAAGCCGAUGAUGGACUGCUGCCGCCCUUCUCGCAGGUUCUGGUGCUGGAGCUGCUGGAGAAUGAGACGGACAAGACAUUCUACGUGCGCGUGCUGCGCGGCCACCCCGGGCAGUCGCCCGACACGGAAUUUAAGUUCGACUGGGAGAAGGACUGGAGUCUGACGUGCAUGGACGCGUGGCAGACUGCGUACCCCGCGAAGGACAACACGUGCCCUGUUGCCGACUUUGCGAGGUUUGUGCAGUGGAGCGCUGCGCCGGCGACGUCGAAGGGGUACUGCUACCUGGACGAGAAGUACCAGGAGCUGAUGGCCUGCCCCAAGGGUGGGAUCCACGCCGGAGAUGCGUACCAGCCGCUGUCCUCCGCGUGCCAGUACUACCGCAAUCGCUGCCCUGCGUACUCGUGCGAGGAGGGGUAUUUGCUGAACAGCGUCUCGCAGCAGUGCGUGUGUGUGUCGUCGUCGUGCAGCGCACAGGCCCCAGGGACCGGUGAGUUGGCGGCCCGCUUCGCCGACGAGGACGACGAGGACGACGAUGAGACGACGUUGCUGCAGACCUCCGGAAUGACGAGCGCUUCUGUUGCGGCUGUCGCGCUUGGGUCUUUGUGUGUGGGGGUCCUGGUGGCUGCGUUCAUCACGAGCGCUGUGUGCCUGUGCAGCCGGCGUCCUCGGUACGCGCAGGUAGAGCAUGCCUAA
Leptomonas pyrrhocoris is the source of this 2364-nucleotide messenger RNA. Its product is annotated as Membrane-bound acid phosphatase 2. The transcript has a single exon. The record is from RefSeq and is a predicted model, not a curated record. Gene Ontology annotation, molecular function: phosphatase activity. Lineage: Eukaryota; Euglenozoa; Kinetoplastea; Trypanosomatida; Trypanosomatidae. Bases 667 to 2364 code for a protein of 565 amino acids. Gene Ontology annotation, biological process: dephosphorylation. Gene Ontology annotation, cellular component: membrane.